Molecule: messenger RNA, 1224 nt
Organism: Lobosporangium transversale
Lineage: Eukaryota; Fungi; Mortierellomycota; Mortierellomycetes; Mortierellales; Mortierellaceae
Product: WD40-repeat-containing domain protein
Exons: 2
Coding region: 63-1181 (372 amino acids)
Molecular function (GO): ubiquitin binding
Source: RefSeq, a predicted model, not a curated record
UGUUCUCUCGUGCUUGAGUGAUCAAUCAUCACCAAUAGAAAUAAUAAUAUUCAUAGCCUCUCAUGUCCACAUGCACAGCCUCUGUCUCGCUGAUCAGUCAAAAGAGCAUUUCCUUCACAGCAUUCCAAGCCCUUUGGAUUCCUGGCACGAAUAGGAUAUGCUCCCUCGGAUCUAAUGACACCGGAUUUGGCGUCAUUCAAGUCCAUGCUCUGACCACUAAUCCUCUUUCCUCCCCCAAGGUCUCUUCAACAGCAACAACAGCAACAGCAAAGACUUCGGAUCAUGUUAUUCCAACGCUGCUUCUUCACUCUGAAACCGAGAAAAGAGUACAGUUUAAGUCUGGUACAUUUCGUGCCAGUGCACGCUCCUCCUCCUUACCCAAUCUCAUCACCGGCGACUUUGAAGGGCACGUUGGACUUUGGGAUCUCUCAAGAACAGAGGUGCCCCUAAACACUUUCAAAGCACAUGAAGACGUCAUCAACUGCAUGGAUGGAACUGGUUCACAGACAGGUCGACCUGAAUAUGUCACUGGAUGUCGUGACGGAUCUGUAAAGCUUUGGGACAUGCGUCAAAACCAUAAGGAGACAAAAGAAGUCCUACCCAUUUCUAACAUGUCUCGAACAAAGGGUCAAAAGGAGGCCGAUGCCUGGUCAGUAGCCCUUGGAGCCACGGGUAUGGACUCGGAUGACCUGUUGAUUGCGAUUGGUUACGACAAUGGGGAUGUCCGGAUGGUGGAUAUUCGAAUGUACCGUCCCAUCUUUGAGCGGAAUAUCGGUCACGGCGUUUGCUCCGUUGAGUUUGACAAGAGACAGGGUAAACCUAGUAUACUGACUGCAACGACAUUGGAUGGUACACUCCACACAUUUACUUUAGCAGUUGAGCAAACGACGGAGACAGCCGAUGUGAAAGAUAAUGUGAUCCAAGUGCAGUCUGGCGAAGAUAGUACGCUCUGGCAAGUUCGUCAUAUACCUCAAAGGCCUGAUAUCCUCACUGUAACCGAUGGGGGCGGCAAAAUCCACAUGUACAAACAUGGAGAAAAGGCAACAAAGGCAACAUCUCUUGGAUCACAAAAAAUGUCGACCCAAGGCAUCUUAUCACUCGAGUUUAACGAGAAUUUGGAAGGCAUGUUUGUAGGAUCUGAUCUAGACAAUAAUCUUCAAGUCGGAAUGAUCCAACUCUAAGUUCUAGCAUUAUUUUAUUUUUCUCUAUAUAUUUUCUUAAAAU